GUCGAAGCGGCCGAAGUCGGGGCCGAGGUAAUCCGUCAGGCGCAUCGGGAGCGGCCGGAGCGCGGUUUUGAGGUGAACCUCAAGGGGCCGAUCGACCUCGUCACUGCCGUCGACCAAGCGGCGGAAACCGCGAUUGUCGAAUGCCUGCAGCGCCUUCACCCGUCGGUGCCGAUCCUGGCCGAGGAGAGCGGCGCGAUCGGGGGGACCAAGACCGGUUGUCGUUUCAUCGUGGAUCCGCUCGACGGAACGACCAACUUCGCCCACGGAUUUCCGGUCUUCGCCGUUUCCAUCGCCUACGAGGAAGGAACCGAAGUCGUCGCCGGCGCGGUUCUCGACCCGGUCCGGGAAGAACUGUUCACCGCGGAGGCGAAAGCGGGGGCGUACCUGAACGGCGACCCCAUUCGGGUCUCCGUGACGAGCGACAUGCAAAGCGCGCUGCUCGCGACCGGCUUCCCGUAUUCCCGGGAGGCAAUGGAUCGGGCGCUGGAGCUGUUUGUCCGGAUCAUGCGGCGCGCUCGCGCGGUACGCCGAGCCGGCUCGGCCGCGCUGGACCUUUGUUCGGUCGCCGCGGGGCGGCUUGAUGCGUUCUGGGAGGAGACGCUCCGGGCGUGGGACACUGCCGCCGGUGAAGUCAUUGUCCGGGAAGCGGGCGGUCAGGUCACGGACUUUGACGGUAACCCCUUCAGAAACGGCGGCCCGCAUCUCGCCGUUUCGAAUGGUCGGCUGCACCCGGCCCUGCUUGAGAUCCUGCGCGAGGCGCGGGAAGAUCGAGCGGUCCGGGAGGGGGGGCACAUCGUUGGAUAG
This is a messenger RNA of Geodia barretti, 804 nucleotides long. Lineage: Eukaryota; Metazoa; Porifera; Demospongiae; Tetractinellida; Geodiidae. The record is from the annotation of a GenBank genome assembly.